Messenger RNA from Jaculus jaculus (lesser Egyptian jerboa), 1026 nucleotides. Its product is annotated as cellular nucleic acid-binding protein-like. The record is from RefSeq and is a predicted model, not a curated record. Gene Ontology annotation, molecular function: nucleic acid binding; zinc ion binding. The transcript has a single exon. Lineage: Eukaryota; Metazoa; Chordata; Mammalia; Rodentia; Dipodidae. The coding region runs from base 28 to 534 and encodes 168 amino acids.
UCAGACGCCAAAGCUCUAACUGCAGCCAUGAGCAGCAACGAGUGCUUCAAGUGUGGGCGAUCUGGCCACUGGGCCAGGGAAUGCCCUACUGGUAGAGGUCGGGGUCGUGGAAUGAGAAGCCGUGGCAGAGGUUUCCAGUUUGUUUCCUCAUCUCUUCCACACAUCUUUUAUCGCUGUGGUAAGUCUGGUCAUCUUGCCAAGGAUUGUGAUGUUCAGGAAGAUGCCUACUAUCACUGCGGCAGAGGUGGCUGCAUUGCCAAGGACUGCAAGGAGCCCAAGAGAGAGCGAGAGCAGUGCUGCUACAACUGUGGCAAACCAGGCCAUCUGGCUCGUGGCCACGAGGAUGAGCAGAAGUGCUAUUCUUGUGGAGAAUUUGGACACAUUCAGAAAGACUGCACCAAAGUAAAGUGCUAUAAGUGUGGUGAAACUGGUCAUGUAGCCAUCAACUGCAGCAAGACAAGUGAAGUCAACUGCUACCGUUAUGGCGAGUCAGGGCAUCUUGCACAGGAAUGCACAAUUGAGGUUACAGCCUAAUUAUUUUCCUUUGUCGCCCCUCCUUUUUCUGAUUGAUGGUUGUAUUAUUUUCUCUGAAUCCUCUUCACUGGACAAAGGUUGGCAGAUAGAGGCUGUUCCCAGGCCAGUGAGCUUUACUUGCAGUGUAAAAGGAGGAAAGGGGUGGAACAAAAACGACUUUCUGCAUUUAACUACAAAAAAUGUUUAUGUUUAGUUUGGUAGAGGUGUUAUGUAUAAUGCUUUGUUAAAGAACCCCCUUUCUACGCCACUGGUGAAUAGGGAUUAAUGAAUGGGAAAAGUUGAGUCAGACCAGUAAGCCCUUCUGGGUUUCUUGAGUGUGUUUCCAUGUAGGAGAUAAAACCAAUUUUGGAAGUGUCAAUGAACUUCCAUGUGUAACUUUAAUUUUAGCAUAAUGAUGGCCUUGGAUUGUCUGACCUCAGUAGCUAUUAAAUAACAUCGAGUAACAUCUGUAUCAGGCACUCAGAACACACAGCUGAGUGGGAGUAAACAAAA